Apiotrichum porosum is the source of this 687-nucleotide messenger RNA. RefSeq lists its product as uncharacterized. Lineage: Eukaryota; Fungi; Basidiomycota; Tremellomycetes; Trichosporonales; Trichosporonaceae. The coding region runs from base 1 to 687 and encodes 228 amino acids. The record is from RefSeq and is a predicted model, not a curated record. The transcript has 8 exons.
AUGCCUCCCAAACGCCCUCCCACUCCAGCACCCAAACGCAAGGCCCGCGCCUCCGAACCCAUCCCGCGCUCAACAAAGGCCCCCGCCAAGAAGAAGGCGCGGUACUCGUACGACAUGAUUCGCCGCUCGGAUGAAGACGGCGACGAUGACGAGUCGCAGGAUGACGAGGACGGCAAGGACGACGAGUCUGUGCCCGACGAGGGUGACUCGGUUGGGAGUGCUGCUCAGCUUCGCAAGACAUUUGCGGCCAGGAAGCGCUCUGAUGGAAAGAGUGGCGCCAUUGACACCCUUGCCGCCACCCAAUCCGCCAAGCUGGACGAGCUGGACAAGGAACACGCUGCUCGUGUCUCCCGCAUCAAUGCCCUACUCUCCACGUACGCCGACUCUGGCACUGACGACCAUGACCGUGUGCUCAAGUACUUUGACGCUCGUUCGACUGCCCUCGCCGACGUCCGCUCCUGUCUCGGAAACGACCGCUUCACCGAGUUUACCGGCGCGCUCGAAGGUGCCACCGAGUACUUCACCGACACGCGUCCUCGUAUGACCCAGGAGGCGCUUGCGGACAUGAAAGGACAGCUGCGUGCCAUGACCCUCAAGGCUGAAGCGGACGCGGUGUAUCACAAGAACUCGGAGAGCAUGAUUCGGAACCUCCGCCGCACGAUGCGUGCUGCCGCUGGCCGCUACUGA